Molecule: messenger RNA, 1779 nt
Organism: Gilbertella persicaria
Lineage: Eukaryota; Fungi; Mucoromycota; Mucoromycetes; Mucorales; Choanephoraceae
Product: acyl-CoA dehydrogenase/oxidase
Exons: 4
Coding region: 101-1384 (427 amino acids)
Biological process (GO): L-leucine catabolic process
Molecular function (GO): flavin adenine dinucleotide binding; 3-methylbutanoyl-CoA dehydrogenase activity
Source: RefSeq, a predicted model, not a curated record
ACAAUAAAGAUCAUACUCAAGCCAUUUUUCUCACGAUUUAUUUUUUGUUUUGUUUUUUUCUGUUCCCCUUUCUCCUUUUUUUUUUCUUUGUUUGUAAGCAAUGUUAUCUAGAAUCUCAAAGAGUGUGUUUAAUGUAAGUAAAUUUCCUACUCUUUUCUUUCUAAUUGAUUUAAAGAAAUCUUCUAUUCACCGACACUUGGCACAACGAUCCGCUGGUUUCUCUACUUAUAAUCAUGCAGUUGCCAACCUGACACCUCAACAAGAAGAGUUACGUGAAGCAGUCCAUAACUGGGUCAAUAUUGAACUUGCUCCUCGAGCAGCUUCGAUUGAUAAGGAAAACGAAUUCCCUAUGGAUAUGUGGAAGAAGUUUGGUGAAAUGGGUCUUUUGGGUGUCACUGCCCCUCAAGAAUACGGUGGUCUUGGCUUAGGUUACUUUGAACAUACACUUGUUAUGGAAGAAAUUUCCCGUGCUAGUGGUUCUGUCGCCUUGAGUUAUGGUGCUCAUUCUAACUUGUGUGUCAAUCAAAUUACACGUAAUGGUAAUAAGGCACAAAAAGAGAAAUAUUUGCCCAAGCUCAUUUCAGGUGAGCAUGUGGGUGCUUUGGCCAUGUCUGAACCUGGUGCUGGUUCCGAUGUAGUCAGCAUGAAAUUACGUGCUGAAAAGAAAGGGGAUCGUUAUGUAUUGAAUGGUAAUAAGUUCUGGAUCACAAAUGGUCCUGAUGCUGAUGUUUUGGUGGUCUAUGCCAAGACUGAACCUAAUGCUGGGCCUAAGGGUAUUACUGCUUUUUUGAUUGAAAAGGAUUUUAAGGGCUUCUCUCGAGGACCUAAGUUUGACAAGUUGGGUAUGCGUGGUUCAAACACAUGUGAAUUGAUUUUUGAAGACUGCGAAGUCCCUGCUGAAAAUGUGUUGGGAGAAGUAAACAAAGGUGUUUAUGUUCUCAUGAGUGGUUUAGACCUUGAACGUCUUGUUCUUUCUGGUGGUCCUUUGGGGUUAAUGCAAGCUGCUUUAGAUGUAACCAUUCCUUAUGUCCAUGAACGUAAACAAUUCGGUUUUCCUAUUGGUGAAUUCCAGCUUAUACAAGGCAAAUUAGCUGAUAUGUAUACAAAAAUGAAUGCAUCGCGUGCCUAUGUUUAUGCCGUUGGUAAAGCUUGCGAUCAAGGCAAUAUCAGUAACAAGGAUUGUGCAGGCGCAAUUUUGUACUCAGCAGAAAGAGCAACAGAAGUAGCACUUGAUGCUAUCCAAUGUCUUGGCGGUAAUGGCUACACUAUGGAAUACCCCACUGGCCGAAUCUUGCGUGAUGCUAAAUUAUACGAAAUUGGCGCUGGAACAAGCGAGAUUAGAAGAAUGUUGAUUGGUCGAGAAUUUAACAAGCUUUUCAAAUAAAUGCAUCUUUUGCCUAUACGUUAUUGCUAGAAAAUAAAUUAUUGUAUUUUGAAAGAAACCAAUAUCGUAAUUUUUUUUAGAAGAAUGGGUUUUGUUUGCAGCACAUCCUAUUGUCACAUAAUCAUAGACGUAUGUUACUUCAGCUAAAGUAAAGUGGAACUCCAGCUUGCAUUCGUCAUCGGUGAGUAGAUCAAAAUUGAUCCGCAUGCGGUCAACUCUCCUGUUUCUGAGCAUAUCAGAUUGAUCCUCAUUAAGUGCAACAACAGAAGUACCAAGAAGAAAAGAUAUUCCGCUUUGUUCUUGCAGCAAAAGUACAAAAUGUAUUGUGGAAGUUUUCCAAAAGAUUUAUAGACUUGAAAUAAAUUCUUUUCUUAGCUAUAUGAAAUAUCUUUGAC